Messenger RNA from Penicillium samsonianum, 1153 nucleotides. RefSeq lists its product as uncharacterized. The record is from RefSeq and is a predicted model, not a curated record. The coding region runs from base 7 to 1125 and encodes 372 amino acids. NCBI's taxonomy places the organism in Eukaryota, Fungi, Ascomycota, Eurotiomycetes, Eurotiales, Aspergillaceae. The transcript is spliced from 3 exons.
GCAAAAAUGACUUCACCAACUCGCUCGUCGCAUCGAGCGGUCUCUCCCUCUGCGCCAAGUUCAAGCCGCCAUCACCGCAGCCGCCGCAGCCAUUCCCACCGCCACCGGCCCCGAGAGAGCUCGCGCUCGCGCUCUCCGCACCGAUCAGACAGACACAGAUCAGACCGUCACCACCGCCGUGGCGAAGACAAAGACGGGCACCACGAGCGACGACACAGAGAUGCUCCAGCGAAACCGGUCGUGCUCCCUUAUCAAGCGCGCGAGCUAUCAGGGCGCGACCUGAAGGUUUACGAGCCCAUGUUUGGGAUGUACUUAGAUAUCCAAAAAGGAAAAUAUAUCGAAGACUUGAGUGAAGAUGAGGUGAAAGGGCGAUGGAAGAGCUUUACGCAAAAAUGGAACCGCGGAGAGCUUGCAGAGGGAUGGUAUGAUCCCGUUACACUCGACAAGGCACGCCAGAAUGCAGAAGAAGAACCGGCAGCUGGCCCGAGAGGCAGACGCGAAUCGCCUGAUUAUACGCAGCGCGAGCGAGCGACCGGUGAAGCCCUACAGGAUCCGCCAGUAGGCGAUGACGAUGAUGACGAGGAUGAGGAUGACGAGUACGGGCCUAGUCUGCCACAAGCUGGCUCAGGGAGAGGCGGCCCACAAGCGGGCCCUGCCAUUCCAACUAUGCAAGAUCUCGAGCUCAAAAGAGAAUCUGCUUUUGAGGAUGCCGUCGCUGCCCGCAGUGAAUCACGCGAUCAGCACCGCGCUGAAAUUCGUUCACAUAAAUCCGAAAUGCGCCAUCUCCAAGAAGAGAUUGCGCCGCGGGCUGAGCCAGGUACACGGGAGAGACAGCUCGAGAAGCGGCGAGAAGCUGCUUCGAGCAACCGUGCAUUUGCGGACGCGCGCGGUGGUUCACCCGAGGCAGCUCGUGAUGAAGAUUUAAUGGGCGGGGGCAAUGAGUUUUCUGCCUUGAAACAGGAGAAGGAGAAAGACCAGCGUAAAAAGAACGACCGUGAGAUCCGGAGAGAGGAGAUCCUUCGUGCGCGUACAGCGGAGCGAGAAGAACGUGCGCAGGCGUAUCGACAGAAGGAGCAAGAGACUAUGGGCUUCUUGCAAGCUCUGGCGAAGCAGCGAUUUGGCUGAAAAUUAAAAAGGGCGUGUCGUGUUCACG